This is a messenger RNA of Dunckerocampus dactyliophorus (ringed pipefish), 2987 nucleotides long. RefSeq names its product phenazine biosynthesis-like domain-containing protein 1. Bases 1881 to 2618 code for a protein of 245 amino acids. NCBI's taxonomy places the organism in Eukaryota, Metazoa, Chordata, Actinopteri, Syngnathiformes, Syngnathidae. The transcript is spliced from 10 exons. Gene Ontology annotation, cellular component: cytoplasm. Gene Ontology annotation, molecular function: isomerase activity. The record is from RefSeq and is a predicted model, not a curated record. Gene Ontology annotation, biological process: biosynthetic process.
GUGUAUGCUUGUUCUCACCAGAGAAGAAACUGGCCACCUCCUCCUGGGUGCAAGACCAUGGAAGCCCUCUGAUCCUGACCACAUAACCCUCUUCGCUAGAAGACAUCCUCACUGACACGCUGGAACUACAACAGAAACACGUUACUGGACUUUACUCUUACUUAAACUCUUUGUAAGGAAGCAAGCAAACAUUAAUAGUCGUCACUUAUUGAGUCAUCUCCAGUACCAAAAGCACAAGUUCAGUUGCAAUCAAGUUAGCAUCCCAAUAUUAAUUAUAUAGUGGCCUCUGUCAAAAAGUAACUUUAAAAUGACUACGAACUUAAAAAAAAAGUUAAGAACUGUUUUACUAGCGUAUAGUCUCUGCUGAUACUUAUUAACAGCAACACGAACAAGUUCCUAUGGAAACCUUAGCAAUAACAAUCCUCAAGAGAAAAUAACUCGCAAACUCUACAGCAGUUAUUUCACUAUACGGUUGACGUUGUAAAGAAAUCCUUCCUAAUAACCCAAGCGAUACGUCACUUUAACAAUUGAUGAUUCUUCUUUGAUUAACACACGAAAUAAACAAAGACAGCCAGCCUGGCCGAGGCUAGCAUGGCAUGCUAACGUUCUUCUGCCUGGCUCACGUUAGCUUGAUAGCAUUAGCAGUUAGCUUUGGCUAACUCGUCUGCGGUCAAAUGUACAACGCGAGCUAGCUACGUUUACUCGCAAUAAUGCCUCGUCACUCUAUACCAUAAUGCGUGACUAUAUAUAAAUAUAAACACUGGGCCACUAAGUAGUUUAAAAUGGACGUAAUUGUCUCACGUUCACCUCUUCUCCCCCGGUGUCUCCAGUCUCGUACAGUCUGGCGCUUCAGGUGACACGGCCUGUAAUCCCGCCCACUACUCUCGCGAGAUGUAGACGUAAAGCAAGUAAUAAUGGCGUGUCUGAUAAGUAGGGCUACUUCAAAUUUUGGUAUCAAUCCGAUACAAAGUAAAUACAGGACCACCAUUAUAUACUGUUUAUUUCCUAUUUUUGUUCGAGAUCCUUCAGUGAUUUUGCCUUUAAUUUAUUAUGUUUACAACCAGAAUGAAACACAGGACAAAUAUUUUAGACAAACUUAUUUGUGAACUAUAUAAACACAAUAUAAGACAAUGUAAUAACAUUAACAUAACAAUACAAUUAUUUCCUCAUUCACAUGUAUUACAUACAAUUAUUUAAGCAAAAAUGAAGUCAAUAGUGUAAAAGAAGUCAACAAAAGCCAAAACUAACGAUGGUUCUCAUUCAAAUCUUUUGGCUUUGGCCUCCAAGGCCCUUCUGUCCAUACAUGUCAACAUUUUCAUUCUAAAAUAAGGGAAACGUUCUGAGGAGGAAAUGAGGAAAAAUAAGGGAAAUUCUGAUUACCCACAAAAAUGUCCACCCCCGAUGCAUGAAAAAAAAGAUGUGUAUUUUCCUGACCUGAAAAGUGCAAAUUAUAUCAUUAAUAAGCAGCAUGUUAUCCGAAUGUAUAUCAUAAGGCAUUGUCUAUAAGUAAUGUCUUCUUAUUAAUAUUAUUAUUAUAAUGUGUCUGCUAAAACCUCAAAUUGAACAUUUAAGGAAAAUAAGCUUCAUGCAAACUAUUAAUAGCAGCGAUGCGCCAUGUGGUAACCCUGACUACGGCUAAACUAGUGAAACCAAACAACCUGGGUCAAAGUCCAAAAAGCAACUCGAAAGAAGCUUACGGAGUUCCAUUUGAAGCCAGUUGACCCCAUUUACCAUGGAGAUUCCAGUCUUUAUAGUUGAUGCCUUCACCAAUUUGCCAUUCAAGGGGAACCCGGCUGCUGUUUGCCUUUUAAAACGUUUGACAUCCCUGUGCUUUGUACCAGGAGCUGAGUGAUGAAUUGUAUCAGAAGAUAGCGGCUGAGAUGAACUUGUCAGAAACUGUCUUCAUCACUACAAUCAAUUCUGAGGAUUUCACACAAGGGUCGCGGUUCCGCCUUCGUUGGUUCACACCCACCACUGAGGUCAAUCUGUGUGGCCAUGCUACCUUGGCCUCUGCUGCUGUGCUCUUCCAACAUAAAAAAAAUGUGAAUUCUGCUGUGGUGUUCGAGACCAAGAGUGGAGAUCUGUCUGUUCUCCAGCAGGGGGAGGACUUGGUGAUGGAUUUUCCUCUCAAUCCACCCACGAAGCAGGAUCCAGAUCAUUUUAGACACCUGAUCAAGGUUGCAGUAGGAGACCACCCAGUCAAGGAUGUUUAUCUGAGUUCUACCACUAAGAAACUGCUACUUCGACUGGCUGAUACUUGUGACAGGUCAGUGCUCACCAGUCUAACAGUCAACCCUGCAGCCCUUCAAAGCAGCGACACCAGCGGGAGAGUCAAAGGGCUCAUAGUCACCAUGAAAGGAUCUCCAGACUGUCAGCCGGGGUACGACUUCUACUCCAGAUAUUUUUCCCCAUGGAACGGAAUCCCAGAGGAUCCUGUUUGCGGAUCUGCACACACUGUUCUAGGUAGCUACUGGUCUAAGGAACUAGGAAAGAAGAAAAUGCUAGCGUUCCAGUGCUCCAGUCGAGGUGGAGAGCUGGACCUGGAGGUGAGAGAUGACGGAAGGCUCAACAUAGCGGGAAAGAGCUUCACUGUGCUGCAGGGAACGAUCACACUGUAGUCACCACUGAAAUAAUCGCACAGAGGUGUGAGAGAAGUUCACAUAUUCAUCCCAAGUUUUAUUAGUAAGGAAGGUCACACAUAUAAAAAUAAAAAUGCAAGACAUAAAAUGACAAAACAAGAAAAAGUAAAAAUCACAAGUUUAUAAAUACAUUGGUAGAAUCACAUUUAAUCCAAAGAAUCAAAGUCAGCUUAGUUUCUCACCAUUAGAUUGGAUGUUUUGCCUAACUGUGACUUCUUAUUGCCCUACCCGUUUACUGGCAUCAUAAUAUCCAAGACUCAGAUUGAAUAUUGUCACAACAGGAGGCUGUUAACUUGCAGUGUUUGACAUUAAUCUUCAAUUAAAUCAUAUGAUAUACUGUAUAUCCUA